Messenger RNA from Coregonus sp. 'balchen', 3728 nucleotides. Lineage: Eukaryota; Metazoa; Chordata; Actinopteri; Salmoniformes; Salmonidae. The record is from the annotation of a GenBank genome assembly.
UCUCUUUAUAAGGCCUGACAUUUUGAGUGAAAAGACACCUGCACUUUCUGGUUGAAGAAACACUUCAAGGAAGACGCUUCAGUUUCUCUCUUCUGAAUUUGGUGAGGGUCUUUAUGAUUUUAUAAUAUCAACAGGGCUAUGCCACAAGAAGUCUGGAUUGAAUCCCGGCCAUUAAUUUAAUCGCGGAUUUGGACAAUGCACCAUUUAAAGCUAAUUUCUGAUUUGAGCCGACAUAAGCAGCGUUUACUGUGAAUGUGGUCUCUGCGAACACGGAAAUAUUGCCUUUAAAACGUGCAUUGCCGACCAAAGCGAGAUCAGAUUAAAUCCUGGCCAAAAUGGUUGUAUUUGUUGUUGCCAAAAACAUUGUAGAAUUUAAAUAACUAUUAACCAUGCACGUAUUUUGUUCUGACAUUCAGCAUAUCUAUCCAUCUAUCUACCUAUCUCCUACAUUAAUCUGUAAUGCUGUGGUUUUUCCUGAGUAAUACACUUUGUGAUAUAAUUCUGUAUCUAGGAAGAACUGCAGAAGAAGGCCAAAGGUCCACCACGAUUCUCUAUCCAUCAUCAUGGGAGUCAUAACUGUGUCUGUUCUUGCCUGUGUCCUCCUCACCCUUCUGGGAACUGGAGCCCUCCCCCACAAUCAUCAUUGUAAGUGACAACCAAUCCCAUUUGAAUCCAGUCUAUUUUGAGUUUUCUUCUAUUUACUGUUCUAACCAAUUAGUGAUAGUUAGGCAUUUAAAAUACAUCGUUUUCUCUCCAGAUACCUGUCCAAGUGGGUAUACUGGACCUGACAGCACAGUACCCCAUUGCUACCGAUUCGUACGCAAACAAAUGGGAUGGCAGCAAGCACUGGUAAGUGUCAAAUUUGAAUCUAAUCAACACUUCCAGUUACAGUGAUGGUGUAAAAGAGAAUUUUAAAUAACUUACAUUUCCAAUUAUAAUUACCUUUUUUUUUAUUACACUGUAAAGGGGUUGCCGUGAACUUGACCUACUGCAAUAUAAAUACAAGGGCUGUCAAAGUAAAUAAGUUAACUCAUGUUAACUUUUUAUAAUUUUAGUGCAAUAAUGUUUUAAUCGUGAUGAAUCGUAUUGUUUGAAAGCGUUAGAAAUACAGUGAAAACAUCCAAAAUACAGAACCUAUUCAGCGAUUUUUUUUUACCGUAAUCGGAAUGAAUGAACGGAUUAAUUAAAUUCAUUGAGGGGGAUUGGUUAGUAUUUAACAGUAUUUUACUGUAAUUACCAGGGAUUGGUGCAAGCAGGUUGGCUGCUAGGUAAAUUGUUUACACAUGAAAGCAUUUUAACCCUAAAAGCAGCCAACGGUGGUAAUUUUUUACCCCAAAUUGGUAAUGAUUGCAGUAACACAUUUUUAUUUUAUUAACCUUUUGUAACUGUCACGUCCGUUGUGUAAAGGAUCGGACCAAGGUGCAGCGUGGUAUGCGUACAUAGUUGUUUAUUUUAAUAAACACCGACAAAAUAGCAAAAUCCAACAGACCGUGAAGUUCAAGACGCUAACCAUCAAACAAGCCAAACAGAAACAAAAUCCCACAACUAAGGUAGGCAACAUGGCUGCCUAAGUAUGAUCCCCAAUCAGAGACAACGACCGACAGCUGCCUCUGAUUGGGAACCACACCCGGCCAACAUAGAAAUAUAUAAAUUAGAUUUCACACCCUGACCAACCCAACUAGAGAUCUCAAUGUCAGGGCGUGACAGUAACACAAGUAAAUGGUUAAAUGUCCCAAAAUGAGCAUAUAUUUUUAAAUCUUAACACAUUUAUAGUCAAAUUUAAUGUUACAAAAACAUAUAUUUUGAAUUGUUUUCAUGAUUUGAAAAGUUAUUAUGAUCUAUUUCAUCCAUAGCCACUUUUUCUGUUAUUCGAAGUGUUGUGUUUCUACUCAGGCUGCGUCUACACAGGCAGCCCGAUUCUGAUAUUUCUUCACUAAUUUGUCUUUUGACCAAUCAGAUCAGUGCUAAAAAAGAUCUGAUGUGAAUAGAUCCGAUGUGAUUGGUCAAAAUACCAAUUAGUGGGGCCUCCCGAGUGGCGCAGCGGUCUAAGGCACUGAUCAGUGCUAGAGGCAUCGCUACAGAUCCGGGUUUGAUCCCGGGCUGUGUCGCAGCUGGCCGCGACCGAGAGACCCAUGAGGCAGCGCACAAUUGGCCCAGCGGGACAAGACUGUAACUAACAAUUGGAUAUCACGAAAUUGGGGAGGAAAAAAACACAAAUAAAAAGAACAAUUAGUGGAAAAAGAUAGAGGCUGAGACAUUUCAUUGUUGAUAAUACCCAAAAUUACCAUACAAAUAACAGUUUUCCAUUACAGUGUACCACUACUGAUCAAAUGUCUACAUAGACAAGGCUUGUAAAAGAAAUCAAUGAAAACAUGGAUGUUUCUUCCUAAAGGAUUACUGUAAGAGAGAUCAGGGUACCCUAGCUGCUGUGCACAGCGUUGAAGAAUACCAGCUUCUCCUUUCCAUGGUGAAGCAGACCCAGAGUACCUCUGCUUAUGCCUGGGUAGGACUGAAUGAUCUUGAGAAGGUAAAAAAAUCCUUAACACUCAAGUGGCACUUAAUCAGGUCUUAUUUCAUAUCUCUUUAAUUUGGACAUUCGAUAAGUUACUACUGCCCUUCAAGAAGAUGUUGAUAACCUUGAAAUGUUCUCCCUGACAGGAAGGGAAUUAUGUGUGGACUGAUGGGUCAUCCGUCAACUGGUUCUGGUCCGAAAGUGCCAAAGCUCAGCAGUGGGGAGAAGAAGACUGUGUGGCACUGAACUCUUAUUCAGGUCAGUAAAAUUGUUCUUGGAUGUGUGACACUUAGGCCGAGAUCCCAAUCCGUAUCGACAAUGUGCCUUUUAAAGGCAAUAUUCCCGUCAUUCGGGGAGAUCACAUUCAAGGUAAACACUGCAGAUGUCUGCUCAAUUGGAAAUUACCUUAAAAUGUCAAGCACGCUACAAUGCAGUUUGGUUUGAAUCCUAGCCCGAAGGGACCCUGUGUUAAAUACAUAAUAAUAUUAAGGGAACAAUUACAUGCCUAAUAAGCAGUGUAUAAACCCUGUCAAACGUCACGGUAACAAAUCAUGUGAUAUUUGUAAUUUUCCUAUCUGUCUCAUUGAGUGCUGUCGUUAUUCUUGUCUUGUCUUCCACUGAGACUAACAGGGACAUUGUCCUCUACAGGGGCUGAGGGCUUCGACGACAUCAAGUGUGACAGUGGCUGCACCUUUGUCUGUAUGAGAGUGCUACCAAGUGGAGUAGCCUAAGAUGAUAGAGGAGUCCAGCAGUUAUUUGGCCAAAAUACUCUGAUUUUCUUUUCUACUAUCGCACGCAAACUCCUAUGCGUUGAUUGAGGACCGGUUGAAUACUUGAAGACAAUAUGAUAAAAAGUGAUCUAAUGGCAAUUACAUUAUCUUUGGUUGCCAUUUUCAAUUGUUAAAGUUAUUGUCAGGUUGAUUCUACAACUGCAUUUUCGCUCAUGUUUUCUGCACGUUACUAGCCUUAAGCUACCAACCAUUGAGGCGCCCACUAAAGGUUUAUCCACAAACAAACGGUUCAAUCCCCUCACUAACUCACAACCGACUGUUAUCUAAGAACACAGACAGGAUAGUGUUGAAGGUACAGGUAAAAUUUGUCUCAACACUCAACACAUUUUUAAUGGUUCGCCUAUUAUAUGGAAUAUUGAAAGAAUUGUUGGAAUUCUUAUCCCUCAAUGCUUCCAUGCCUCUUUGAAUAAAACCUUUCAGCAUCA